Pseudophryne corroboree (corroboree frog) is the source of this 7758-nucleotide messenger RNA. RefSeq names its product ARFGEF family member 3 (gene ARFGEF3). The transcript is spliced from 34 exons. The coding region runs from base 441 to 6950 and encodes 2169 amino acids. NCBI's taxonomy places the organism in Eukaryota, Metazoa, Chordata, Amphibia, Anura, Myobatrachidae. The record is from RefSeq and is a predicted model, not a curated record. Gene Ontology annotation, molecular function: guanyl-nucleotide exchange factor activity. Gene Ontology annotation, biological process: regulation of ARF protein signal transduction.
AGCCAAUGCAUGCUCAGCCCACCCACAGCAGGAAGCACCUCGCCUCUGUCCCUCCCUCCGUAAAUACAGUAUUUUUCUGCCUUUUUUCCAGUCUUAUCCUGCAACAGCAGUAGCUGGAAAUGGAGAUUUCCUAAUAGUAUAAUUAUCAGAGGGGAUCCUUUCCUCCUACGUGAUCCCGCCUAUACAUUGGGCGACCUGCCCCUGCCACUCAGCCUGAAGCAGAAGCAGCAGCCGAGGCAGGCAGAUUAGCAGCAGGAGCAGUCUCUAAUUCGUGGCUGCUCCUAUGGAGCCAUGAGAUGAUUCAUCAGCAGCAGUGGGAGCCGGGGAUGCUGCGCACUGAGACCGGAGGGGGCUGGGAGAUCAUUAAAUCCUCCAGGCUGUAGCUGUCUCUGCUGAGCACCAUCACGUUGGUGGAGAUCUCCCUCACACAUGCAGUAAACAUGGAAGAUAUUCUGAGAAAACUGCAGAAGGAAGCUACUGGGAAUAAAUACAAAGCCAUUAAGGAUAACUGUACCCUGGCAAUCGAAGUGCUGGAUGCCUCAGAAGGUGUAACCAAGAUCCCUCCCUACCAGUUGAGGGAAAAGUGCCUUCUUCCCCUUCAACUUGCUUUGGAAUCAAAGAAUAUCAAAUUAGCCCAGAAUGCACUGGCUGGAAUGCAGAAGCUUCUGGCUGACGACAGAUUUGUAUCCGUGGAAACAGACUCCGAUGAGCGGCAGCUACUUAACCAAAUGCUGAAUGCCGUUAAAGUGACGCCAUCUCUUCAUGAAGAUCUUCAAGUUGAGGUUAUGAAAGUUUUACUCUGUAUCACCUAUACAUCCACGUUUGAGCUGAAUGGCAGCUCGGUGCUGAAGAUUGCUGAGAUAUGCAUUGAAACCUAUGUUUCAAGUUGUCAUCAACGAAGUAUAAACACAGCUGUGCGAGCAACACUCAGUCAGAUGUUAAGUGACUUGACAUUACAAUUACGGCAGAAGCAGGAUAGCCCGAAUACAGAAAUCCAUGAUGCUCUUCUGGAGUUUCGAAGCCAAGACUCUUGUCCCUCCAUGGAAACACUCUGUGAUGACAUGGUAUCUGUGCUUACAGUCCUGUGUGACAAGUUGCAAGCUGUUAUUAAUGAGAAUCAUCCAUUGCAGCUUCUGUACCUUGAGUGUAUUCUUUCAAUGUUGAACAGCUCGUCCCCUACAAUGCAUAACCACAAAGGCUUUAUGGACCUAAUAUGGAAGCAGCUAUGUCCAGCUCUUGUAGUCAUCCUUGGAAAUCCAAUCCAUGACAAAACCAUAACCUCUGCUCAUAGUAACUCCUGUGCUGACUCUGAUUGUCACUCAGCUGGAGUAGCAGAUCAGGGACGGGGAUCGGCAUGUUCUUCUACAGCACCGGCUCUCAGUGGCCCAGUUGCCAGGACCAUCUAUUAUAUUGCAGCAGAGUUGGUUAGACUCAUGGGCUCUGUUGAGUCUAUGAGACCAGUCCUGCAGAGUCUCUAUCACCGUAUUCUACUGUACGCACCCCCACAGAAUCGUGUAGAAGCCAUCAAAAUCAUGAAAGAGAUACUCGGCAGUCCUCAGAGACUUUUCGACCUUGCAGGGCCAUGCACUUCUGAACCUGAAACAAGAAAACGGUCCAUAUCAAAGAGGAAGUCUCAUCUGGACCUUCUAAAGUUAAUUAUGGAUGGGAUGGCCGAGGCAUGCAUGAAAGGAGGCAUUGAGGCUUGCUAUGCAUCAGUGUCCUGUGUUUGUGCCUUGCUUGGAGCUUUAGAUGAACUGAGCCAAGGAAAAGGUCUCAAGGAAGAUCAGGUCCAGCAUCUUCUUCGACGUCUUGAUGAACUAAGGGAUGGAGCGGAGUCGAGCAGAGAGUCCAUGGAAAUUAAUGAGGCAGACUUCAGGUGGCAGAGGCGCAUUCUUUCCUCAGAGCACACACCUUGGGAGCUGCAGACAGAGAAAAGCCCUGAUAUAAGCAUUAGUGUGACCACGGACACGGGACAGACCACGUUAGAAGGAGAUUUGGGGCAGACUACUCCAGAAGACAAUGUGGAUGGGCAAGGGAAUAAUUUACAGUCACCAGCUCUCCAAGAUAAUCGUAAUAAAGAUACAGAGUUAGAAGUUGUAGAUCAACCGGAUGUCGUACAAAGGAGUCAUAUUACGGUUUAUCCAGACAUAACAAAUUUUUUAUCAGUUGAUAGUAGGGCAAGAUCUUAUGGCUCCAGGUAUAGUGAGAGUAAUUUUAGUGUUGAUGAGCAAGACCUUUCUAGGACUGAAUUUGAUUCCUGCGAUCAGUAUUCAAUGGCUGCAGAAAAGGAUUCAGGUAGAUCUGAUGUCUCUGACAUUGGGUCUGAUAACUGUUCUCUGGCAGAUGAGGAUCAGACUCCCAGAGACUGUCCUGGUCAUAGAUCAUUACGGACUGCGGCUUUGUCUUUAAAACUACUGAAAAACCAGGAGGCAGAUCAGCACGGUGCUCGUCUCUUUGUGCAAUCGCUGGAAGGUCUGAUUCCACGGCUUAUGACCCUGCAGAGAAUGGAGGAAGUUGAUUCCACACUGCAGAAUUUUGCUUCAACAUUUUGUUCAAGUAUGCAAGCUGGUGUAAUGCAUUCACCAGGCUUUCAAAAUAACAGUGUGGCAAGUGUCCAGUCCCUGCUCAAUGCGGAUAGUCUGUACGUGGCAUCUUACUAUGCUCUUCUGCUAAACCUGAAGCUCUCCAACAGUGACUACUACAGGAAAAAAACUGCCCUGGCCCCAGUGACCCUAAAAGAGUUCAUGAAACAGGUGCAGGCAAGUGGAGCGUUAAUAGUUUUCUCUCAGGCCUGGAUGGAGGAGCUGUAUCACCAAGUCCUGGAUAGGAACAUUCUUGGAGAGUCUGGAUUCUGGGGGAGCCCUGAGGGACACUGCUUACCCCUCAUUACUAUGCUGAUUAAUCUUGAUGGCUUGGGGAGCAGUGCUAUUGGUGGACAGCUUCAAGCAUCUACACAAUCUCCCAUUCCCCCUGACAAAAUUAUGGAUCCAACAACACUGGCUGGUGUUGCUUUUGCACGCUUUAUUCUUAUUGGAUGUUGGAAAAAUUUGAUAGACACCUUGUCAACUCCACUUACUGGAAGGAUGGCAGGAAGCUCCAAAGGAUUGUCAUUUAUCCUGGGUGCAGAGGGAGUGAAAGAGCAGAAUCAGAAAGAAAGAGACUCGAUCUGCAUGAGUCUAGAUGGCCUUAGAAAGGCUGCCCGUCUGAGCUGUGCCCUUGGGGUAGCAGCAAACUGUGCAUCAGCCUUGGCACAAAUGGCAGCAGCUUCUUGUGUGCAAGAGGACAAAGAAGACAAGGACAAUUCUGAACAUAGUGACACAAUAACAGUAAAACAAAGAGUGGAACAAAAAUUGGAACAGAUGGGUAAACUAGGAGGAUAUCGUCUACAUAAUGCCCAUGUCCUAUGCAUGGAUGCAAUUCUUAAUGUUGGAUUGGAGAUGGGAAGUCACAACCAAGACUGCUGGCCACAUGUGUUCAGGGUGUGUGAAUAUAUAAGCACCUUGGAACACACACACUUCAGCGAUGGGACAUCCCAGUUACCACUGGCUAUUACUCAGUCCCAGCAGCUGUCCGUAGGCCCACAGGGCCUCUCCACUGACCCUUCGCAAGAACAGACCACAGAACAAGAGGGCUCACUUGGCAAGAGUCCAUUCAUCCAGCCAGUCCCAAUCCAUGAACUCAUCAAAGAGGGCAGCAAGGGCCGUGUAUUCGACUUCCGUGGAAAUAGCCUGAUGAGUUCAAGUAAUGCUGCUAAAGCUGUCUGCACCCUUUCCACACAAGCAGACAAGCUAUUUGAAGGCGCUGCAGACAAACUCAAUUUGGUUGCUCUAAGUGGAUUUCUUUACCAACUGAAGAAAGCCUCCCAAGCCCAACUAUUCCAUUCAGUUACGGACACCGUUGAUUACUGCCUCGCGAUGCCAGGGGAGAUUAAAUCUACUCAGGACAAAAGAAGUGCUUUGCACCUGUUCCGCCUUGGGGAUGUCAUGUUGCGCAUCAUCCGCAGUAAAUCUCGCCCCCUGCUUCACAUUGUGCGCUGCUGGAGUGUGGUGGCCCCUCAUUUUGUAGAGGCUGCUUGUCACAAAGAAAGGCGUGUGUCUAAGAAGGCGGUUUCCUUCAUACAUGACAUCAUGACUGAGGUGCUGACUGACUGGGACGAGCCCCCACAUUUCCACUUUAAUGAGGCUCUCUUCCGACCAUUUGAGCGAAUCAUGCAGCUGGAGCUGUGUGAUGAAGAUGUCCAAGAUCAGGUGGUGACCUCAAUUGGCGAGCUGGUGGAAGUGUGCUCCCCUCAGAUCCAGUCCGGGUGGCGGCCUCUGUUCAGUGCUCUGGAAACUGUACACAGCAGCAGCAAGUCUGACAUUAAGGAGUAUCUCGUAGGAGAUUAUACUAUGGGGAAGCGCCAGGCUCCUGUGUUUGAUGUGUUUGAAGCGUUCCUGAACACAGACAACAUCCAAGUCUUUGCUAAUGCAGCCACAGAUUACAUUAUGUGCCUUAUGAAAUUUGUCAAGGGGUUAGGUGAAGCAGAUUGCAAAGAAAUUGGAGAUUGUGUACCUACAUCUGCUUCAUCCACAGACCUCUGCCUGCCAGCCCUGGACUACCUGAGAAGGUGUUCCCAGUUGCUGGCUAAAAUCUAUAAGAUGCCAAUGAAGCCAAUAUUCCUGUGUGGACGUCUGAACAGUUUACCCCGCCGGGUUCAAGAAAGAUCGGCCAGCAGUGAUGAUGGUAUUGAAGCUGUGUUAUCGGAGUUUGAUGAUGAGACUGGUCUUAUUGAUGUAUGGAUUAAUCUAUUAGAGCAGCUGACCGCUGCUGUAUCGAACUGUCCCCGUCAGCAUCAGCCGCCAACUCUGGAUUUACUCUUUGAGUUGCUGAGGGAGGUUGCUAAAGUACCAGGCCCAGGCUUUGCUAUCUAUGCAGUUGUGCAUCUGCUUUUACCUGUGAUGUCUAUGUGGCUGACUCGCAGCCAGGGUGAUCACUCCUAUUGGGAUGUGGCUUCUGCAAACUUCAAGCAUGCUAUUGGCUUGUCAUGUGAACUAGUGGUGGAACAUAUCCAAAGCUUUAUUAAUUCAGAUAUCGGCUAUGAAAAUAUGAUUAAUACAAUGCUGAAAGAGUUAUUCAAGCUGCUGGUAUCUUGUGUGGCAGAGCCCACUGAAAGUAUCUCUCGAGUGGGUUGUUCCUGUAUCAGAUAUGUAUUGGUAACCGCAGGACCGGUUUUCACUGAGGAAAUGUGGAGAUUGGCUUGCUGUGCAUUGCAAGAUGCAUUUUCAGCUACACUGGAACCAAUGAAGAAUCUUUUAGGCUAUUUCCACAGUGGGUCAGAAAGUUUUUCUGGAGAUGCGUGUGAAGUAAAGGUGGCAGCUCCAUCUCUGUCUCCCAAUGCAGAAGCGGAAUACUGGAGAAUUCGGGCCAUGACACAACAGGUGUUCAUGCUAGAUGCACAGUGUUCACCAAAGACCCCAAACAAUAAAGAGGGAUUUGAGCAUGCCCAGUCAUGUGUGCUUAUCAUUGAGUUGCCUCCAGAUGAGAAGCCCAAUGGGCACACACAGAAAAGCAUUCCGUUUAGGACAAUUGUAGUCAGUUUGCUUUCUCACCAAGUUCUGCUACAAAACCUGUAUGACAUUUUGCUGGAAGAAUUUGUAAAAGGUCCAACAAGUACUGAGGAUAAAGCUGCUCCAAUCCAUGAAGCCAAAACUGUAGGAUUCCUUAGGUACAUUUCAAUGCAAAACCUAGCUGUUAUUUUCGACCUAUUAUUGGACUCCUAUAGGACAGCAAGGGAGUUUGAUGCACGACCUGGGUUGAAGUGUCUCCUUAUGAAGGUUUCUGGGAUUGGCGGGGCAGCAAAUCUGUACCGUCAGUCAGCAAUGAGCUUCAAUAUCUACUUCCAGGCUUUAAUUUGUGCCUUGUUAACCAAUCAAGACAACAUUACUGCGGAUGUGGUGAAGAAGAUACUCUUUGAAGAGAGUGAGCACAGUACAGAUUCAUCCCAGCAGUGCUCCUCAGAAGAUGAAGACAUCUUUGAAGAAACUGCCCAAGUCAGCCCUCCACGUGGAAAGGAGAAAAGGCAGUGGAGGGCUCGGAUUCCUUCGCUUAGUGUGCAGCCAGUCAGUAACGCUGAUUGGGCUUGGUUAGUUAAAAGACUUUACAAGCUUUGUAUGGAACUUUGUAAUAACUACAUUCAGAUGCACCUGGAUUUGGAGAAUAAUGAUGAUCACCCAGGUAUUAAAGGAGAUCCUUUCUUCAUACUGCCAUCAUUUCAAUCAGAAACCUCCACACCAUCAACAGGAGGCAUAUCAGGAAAAGAUACACCAUCAGAAGAUGACCGAUAUCUAAAUAAGGAUUAUGCAGCAGAUAGUUUGCCACCGAGAGGUUUUGGUGCAGCAGUCCCACAGAGUCCUAAACUAGAAAAAAGAGACCAGGGCAGGAAAAAAGAAUGGUGGGAAAAUGCUGGCAACAAAAUCUACACCAUAGCCACUGAUAAGACAAUAGCGAAACUCAUGACAGAGUACAAAAAGAGGAAGCAGCAACAUAACCUGACUACAUUUGUUAAAGAUACCAAGUUAGAUAAAAAGGGGGAAAUGUUAUCUUCAAGAGGGCAGGAUUCCCCGAUGCCCCAAAGACCACAACAUCUUGUGGACCAAACACAGAUGAGGCACUCUUUCAGCGCUGGUCCAGAGAUACUGCGGCAGGAAAAGAGAUCUCGCUCUGGCUCCACAGUUAGUACAUUCAAUAUUUCAACAAGAGAUGCAGAGGCACAGAUACAGGCAUGGACCAACAUGGUGUUGACCAUUCUCAAUCAAAUUCAGAUCCUACCAGAUCAGAUGUUUGCUGCGCUGCAGCCUGCUGUGUUCCCAUGCAUCAGUCAGCUGACCUGUCAUGUAAAUGACAUACGUGUGCGACAGGCAGUUAGAGAAUGGUUGGGUAGAGUCGGAAGGAUUUAUGACAUUAUUUUAUAAGAUCAUUGUAUACUGGAAAGUCGUAAACAAAUAGGUGACUGUCAUUUUUACAUAUCAAACUACUAUUUAAAAAUUAUACUAUAGUUACUAAAGGUUUGCUACAUUUUUGUAAGUAGAAUGGGUCAUGGAUGUUUACAAUUGUUACAUAAGUUGUCUCUUCUGGUUUAGCUUUACAUUUAGUUGAGUCCAGAUGUUCACUUUUGAGAAUACAUAAGAAUUCCAGAGUGUCUUCUACCUAAUUACUUUCUUUGCAAAAACACCAGGAAAAUUAUAAUAUUCUGCUUAAGUAGAAACUAAAAACAUAAUAAAAUAGAAACUAAAAAUGUGUCUAGUAAAACGUAUCUAUUUGUUGUAGAACUUGUCCCUCACUUAUGGAGUGCCAUAAUGGCUUAUUAAGCCGACUUCUUCUAGACGCUGCUAGUGAAGGGUCAGAACUCGCGAUCACUGAAUUAUAUGGUCAGUAGCCUUUGUAUACUGUAGUUUCAAUACAAACUUACUAUGUGAUCAAGGUCAGCAUAACAUAAGACAGAAGUCUCUUGUACAAAUUGAAGAACCCCCAUCUCAGUACUACACAUGGAGGGCAUUAGAUAAGAGGAUAAUCUUAAAAGUUGCAUUCCCCUAUAAUGGUGCAAAUGUUUUCAUGACAUUCUAGGGUGAAACAUGUUAUGUAUAAAUUAGCAACACCCUAAAUUAGAUUACAAACAUGACCUGCUCGACGGUCAGAUUACGCAAUUUAAAUACUGCUUGAAACUAAAUGUUGUUUUACCUGCCUGCUGCAGAUAAUAAAUGGCCAAUGCGAUUUUAUAAA